AUGGCUGGCCGACUCCCUGCUGGUCAGCCGCGCCUGCACAACAAUGCCGGGAUUAAAUUCGCCCUUGCUCAGUCUGGAGGUCCAAGAGUAUCCGAAUCAGCCACCUCGAAGACGUUCUCAGAGAGAUCAGCAGAAUCGGCCAACCCAAGCACACGAGACAAGGCGUUGGAAGAGCACAAUCGACAUCGUGGACUGUCUACAUACUCCAACUCAUCAACAGGUCAUUCUGCUCCACAUGACAUUGUUCAAGCACGGUCAGCACGAACUCCCGUACGAACGAUUCCGGCUUGGGUAAGGUCUGUAGGAGAGGAUGACUUGGUGCCGGAACCACCUUCUGAUUACUUUUUUCCAAAUUCUCCACAAUCUGCUUUCGUCGCUCAACACAAUCAUAGCCCAUGGACAAAAUUUAAAGAAUCUAGACAACAAUUUGACAAAUCCGGGGACGGCAAUCCACUACGAUUUGCCUAUCCUCAGCAAGCGAGGAAUUCACGAUGGAUCUCGUUCGCAAAACCAAGCACGUAUCCCAGCGAACAUUGGCAAGGCGAAAAGGUGGAACCAGAAUGGCUCAACACGCACCUUACAGACUAUUCUAAGCCUUGGCUUGCCGAUCACGAUGACGACGACGUUGGAGAUGGCAGUAGUAGAUACCAUGCUUUCAGGAGGAAAAGAAAGACAUGGUACAAGCGGAUGCAGCAGACCAUCCUUCGAAACCCGAUGAUCCCUCUGGUCUUCCGUAUGACUGUUUUUACAUUCUCGACUGUUGCUCUCGCACUCGGAGCAGCAAUACAUCGAGAAUCUGAAGCGUACGGAUUUUCACAAGGUCCAUCGGCAUUGAUUGCAACAAUUGUUGACGCUGUCGCUUUGGUCUAUAUUCUGUACAUCACUUACGACGAGUACACAGGCAAACCCCUAGGCUUGAGACCUGCGAAGGCUAAACUAAAGGUGAUUCUGCUGGAUCUUUUCUUCAUUGUUUUCCAAUCUGCAAAUCUGAGCUUAGCGUUUCAGACGCUGUCCGAUCCCGAUGAAGCUUGCACACCAGGCGACACAGGAGAGCCGUCCGAUACUACGAAUAGUGGGAUAUGCGGUAAGCAGAAGGCUCUUGCUUCGGUGUUAUUGAUAGCGUUGAUUGCAUGGCUGAGCACGUUUUGCGUGAGCAUAUUGAGGUGA
Molecule: messenger RNA, 1167 nt
Organism: Endocarpon pusillum Z07020
Lineage: Eukaryota; Fungi; Ascomycota; Eurotiomycetes; Verrucariales; Verrucariaceae
Exons: 2
Coding region: 1-1167 (388 amino acids)
Biological process (GO): positive regulation of catalytic activity
Cellular component (GO): cell periphery; fungal-type vacuole
Source: RefSeq, a predicted model, not a curated record